AGGAGGGAGCUGGCCAGUGCUGAGGGGGCGCGGCGCGGAGGGGUGCAGAGCCCGGCCGCUCUGGGGCUCAGAGUGCGCGGCGGCCAGGAGCCCGCUGGCUCCUGACAGCCCCCUCCCCCCGGUGGACGACCACGACGACGACUACGAGGGCGCGGGUCAUGGCGGAGCAGCGAAGCCAGCGGGGGCCCUGAGCACCGCCGCAUGGAGCGGGACGAACGGCCACCUAGCGGAGGGGGAGGCGGCGGGGGCUCGGCGGGGUUCCUGGAGCCGCCCGCCGCGCUCCCUCCGCCGCCGCGCAACGGUUUCUGUCAGGAUGAAUUGGCAGAGCUUGAUCCAGGCACUAAUGGAGAGACUGACAGUUUAACACUGGGCCAAGGUCACACACCUGUUUCUGUUCCAGAUGAUCGAGCUGAACAACGAACCUGUCUCAUCUGUGGGGACCGUGCUACAGGCUUGCACUAUGGGAUCAUCUCCUGUGAGGGCUGCAAAGGUUUUUUCAAGAGGAGCAUUUGCAACAAACGUGUAUAUCGGUGCAGUCGUGAUAAGAACUGUGUCAUGUCCCGGAAGCAGAGGAACAGGUGCCAGUACUGCCGCCUACUCAAGUGUCUACAGAUGGGCAUGAACAGGAAGGCUAUCAGAGAAGAUGGCAUGCCUGGAGGCCGGAACAAGAGCAUUGGACCAGUCCAGAUAUCAGAAGAAGAGAUUGAACGAAUCAUGUCUGGACAGGAGUUUGAGGAAGAAGCCAAUCACUGGAGCAACCAUGGUGACAGUGACCACAGUUCCCCUGGGAACAGGGCUUCAGAGAGCAACCAGCCCUCACCAGGCUCCACACUGUCAUCCAGUAGGUCUGUGGAACUAAAUGGAUUCAUGACAUUCAGGGAUCAGUACAUGGGGAUGUCAGUGCCUCCACAUUAUCAGUACAUACCACACCUUUUUAGCUAUUCUGGCCACUCACCACUUCUGCCCACACAAGCUCGAAGCCUGGACCCUCAGUCCUACAGUCUGAUUCACCAGCUGAUGUCAGCUGAAGACCUGGAGCCAUUGGGCACACCCAUGUUGAUUGAAGAUGGAUACGCUGUGACACAAGCAGAGCUGUUUGCUCUGCUUUGCCGCCUGGCUGACGAGUUGCUCUUUAGGCAGAUUGCCUGGAUCAAGAAGCUGCCUUUCUUCUGCGAGCUCUCAAUCAAGGAUUACACGUGCCUCUUGAGCUCUACAUGGCAGGAGUUAAUCCUGCUCUCGUCCCUCACAGUUUACAGCAAGCAGAUCUUUGGGGAGCUGGCUGAUGUCACUGCCAAGUACUCACCCUCUGAUGAAGAACUACACAGAUUUAGUGAUGAAGGAAUGGAGGUGAUUGAACGACUCAUCUACCUGUAUCACAAGUUCCAUCAGCUCAAGGUCAGCAAUGAGGAGUACGCAUGCAUGAAAGCGAUUAACUUCCUGAAUCAAGAUAUCAGGGGUCUGACCAGUGCCUCACAGCUGGAACAACUGAACAAGCGGUAUUGGUACAUUUGUCAGGAUUUCACUGAAUAUAAAUACACACAUCAGCCAAACCGCUUUCCUGAUCUUAUGAUGUGUUUGCCAGAGAUCCGAUACAUUGCAGGAAAGAUGGUGAAUGUGCCCCUGGAGCAGCUGCCCCUCCUCUUUAAGGUGGUGCUGCACUCCUGCAAGACAAGUGCAGUGAAGGAGUGACCUGGGCCCUGCACCUCCUCUGGCCGCCCGCAGUGCCUUGGGUGGGCAGGACAGGCUCCAGAGGAAAGAGCCAGAGACCAAGAUGGAGACUGUGGAGCAGCUGCCUCCAUACAAGAAGAAUUUGUUUGUUUGUCUGUUUUUAACCUCAUUUUUCUAUAUAUUUAUUUCACGACAGAGUUGAAUGUAUGGCCUUCAACAUGAUGCACAUGCUUUUGUGUGAAUGCAGCAGAUGCAUUUCCUUGCAGUUUACAGAAUGUGAAGAUGUUUAAUGUUACCGUGUUGUCAUUGUUUAGAGAUAGGUUUUUUGUAUUUUGAGGGAGAGGGUGGGAUGGACUAGAUGAGUAUUUCCAUAAUGUUGACAAAAACAACUACCUCAAUGGAAACAGGGGUAUGACCAUCCCUACCUUUUCCACAUUUUCUCAGCAGAUGUACACUUGUCUGUUAGAGAGCAAACUGCCUUUUUAUAGCCACUGACUUACUAAGUAAAAAGAGUACGCCAAAGGAGCAAAGUGGUAUAGGGAGAUUUAUUAAAGAGGUGAGUGGGAUGUUUUUGAGGCAAUUUUGAUUCUAAUCCUCAACAUUUGAUGAGGAUUGACUACCAUCUCAUCCCACAAACCCAAAGGGCAGAAACUCUGCUCUUUCCUUCUGCUGCACCCCUCCUGCCUCAAACACUGUUGUCUGUUGAAUGCUGCUGUCAAGUUUUCAUCCAGGUAGAGUUCUGACAGUCUGUAGGACUUGCCUCCCAGCUUCCUUGGAGCUCACAGCUGCUUAGUUUCCUGACCCAGAUCUACCAAGGCCUACCUUCUUCAGAUUUCAUCCCUCCCUUUUAUGAAUUUGACUUCCUGUAAGUCCUGUAGAAAGGUGGCAGGAAAAUGCUAUCUUCUGAAUUCUGAUGCCAUUUCUGAUUUUUUCUUCUUUAACUUGUUUCCCUCAAAAGGUAGAGGGACAAAGGCCAGGCUGCUGAAAGAAUAAAGACUCCUUUGCAAGCCCCUCUUCUCACCCCACCUAUCCCCAGAACCAAAUCCAAAAGUGCCAUUUUUAAACAGUGAAAAGGAUCAGAGACUUUGCUCCUAAAUGUUGUCAUAAGUUCUAAUAUUUCCAAGAUGAGAUCAGUUUGCCAGGGCUGUAGAACAGAAAGAGAAGACCCACAGAAAUCCAGCUAUUCCUUCAAGUAUUAUCAAUGGUCUGGCCUACUAAGGCCUGGAGGGAUGGAGCCAGAAGGACCUCGAAGGGAAAGGUGCUUUAAACUACCUCAUGCUUCUAAGGGCUUGCCUGCUGCUUCUGCAGGUGCAGCCUGGACCCCCUGUGCUUUACUGCCUGCCCCAUCUAGUUCUAGGAAGAGUUCUUACCCUCCAGACUUUGGCCAGGCCUACACUAGGUUGUUUCAGUGGCUUGUUUCUUCUUUGCCCAUACCAGGCCCUCCUACAGCCAGUACCCCAUACAGAUGCUCCACUGGCUUGCAUCCCUUGGUGGGCUUGCCACACCCACAGUAUCUCCUUGAGCCUGUUUGGUCAGGAACUGUUUACUCUUCCCCAGUGAGGCAUCCUAUGCAUCCUAGGUAGUCUCCAUUUGUCAUUUUUUCUUUCUACUGAAAUGUUACGGGUACCAGCAAAGUGAUAAUUAUAUCCCUUGAUGUCCAAAGUUCAGAGCAUUAUUACUUCUCAGUCUUAUUCCCCAGGCAUUCUGAGAAAGAAAAAGAAAAAAAAGAAGAGAUGUGUUCCUUGAGAAAGUUCCAGAUAGAAUGUUUUUUACGUGUCAGUGGGAAGAUGCGUGUGUUGAUGUGUCUGUUUCUUAGUUCACAAUAUUUUUCUUAUUUGCCUGAAUCUUUGUAUUUAACCAACCAGAUCACAUUUUUUGGCUCCAGGUCAGAUUCUCAGCUGUUUUCCUCAAGCUAAGAAUCGGAGACACAAAUUAGAGUCAGCUCCUGUGUGUACACAACAGCUUUCUUUGCUUAGACCUCCAUUUGUCAAAUUGUUAGUUUUUGAAAUUGCUUUUCAAAUUAGGAUUUUAGCUGUUGUGUUGAAUGUCAAAGCUCUGAUGAGGCAAGAACAUGCCCCUCCAAUAAUGUAGUAUUAAACAGAGCAAGUUGUUAAUUUUAGAGUGAGGGAAAGGUUCUGCAAGUUGCCAUUGUACAAAUCCAUUUUUACAAAUGUUUGCAGCAGAUUCCACAGAACAAAGAGCCCAUUCAUUGCCAAGAGCCCUGCAGAAUCUCUGAGCCAAGUGGCUGUGUGUUCCGAGCUGGAGCCUGACCUGUGGACCGCCUUUAAUGUCUUCUGCACCCAGUCCUUUUAUGACAUGGGCUUCUUUUAAACAGGGUAAAGUAAAUGUGCUGCAUUGCAAACUCAGGUAUUAUGAGGAGAAGGUAGGAGUGUAGCUAGCAGCGUGGAGACAUUAGGUCAGCCACUAGAUGUAUUUGUGAUUUUUGGUUUGAAGGACACAGAGAAAGGUUGGAGGGGGAGGUUUGGUAUGCUUGUUUUUUGCCUUUUUUCCCAUAAUGUUUGGUUAACAGGCAGCCUUUUUGCUAGUGGAAGAAGGAAAAACUUGUGCAUGCUCUCCCAUUCCUCUCUCUUCUGUCCUCUCUGAUCCAGGCCACUGAAAGUAUUCACUUUGAGUGAGAAUUUUUCCACCAUAAAAAAAUAUAGCCCCGAAAGCCAUGUGGAGAAGGAGAAUCCACCUCCUUGCACUAUGCCAAAACAUACAGGCUUUCCCCAUUCCUUUUUUUG
Acomys russatus (golden spiny mouse) is the source of this 4412-nucleotide messenger RNA. It is a transcript of the gene Nr6a1, whose product is annotated as nuclear receptor subfamily 6 group A member 1. The record is from RefSeq and is a predicted model, not a curated record. The transcript has 11 exons. Gene Ontology annotation, molecular function: DNA-binding transcription factor activity; zinc ion binding; sequence-specific DNA binding. The coding region runs from base 202 to 1689 and encodes 495 amino acids. NCBI's taxonomy places the organism in Eukaryota, Metazoa, Chordata, Mammalia, Rodentia, Muridae. Gene Ontology annotation, biological process: regulation of DNA-templated transcription.